Drosophila takahashii is the source of this 2575-nucleotide messenger RNA. NCBI's taxonomy places the organism in Eukaryota, Metazoa, Arthropoda, Insecta, Diptera, Drosophilidae. The record is from RefSeq and is a predicted model, not a curated record.
CAGUCACGAACGUCGGACGGUUUGCGAACGUCGAAAGUUUGGAACAUAUCGUUUCGGUUUUAUACAUAUCUUUUUUGGAUGCGUGCCCGAACGUCGCGUGGUUCAAUUUCGGGUUCGGCAAUUAACACAGCCAUCGCUUUUUAUGCAAAUCAGUGAUAUCGAAACAGUGUAAAUAACAAACAUAAAUGUCAAAUCGAAAAAGUUGCCCCCACCCCACUACUAAUGACCUUGAACUCGUCAGCUCGCCAGACGGAUGUCACUUUUCCCAAACCGAAACACACACUCCCAACGAUUUUAAGCCACGGAUUAAUUAGAAUAUAUAUGUUCGGAGAACGAGCACAAAAAGGUGUUAAUUUCGGUUCGUUACGUAUACGUAAUGUGGCAGGAAAAUAGAAAUGGAAAUUGAAAACCCGAACAACUGCCGUGCGCGCCAAAUGUAAAUUGAUAGCCAAAGUGUUUGAAACACAAUUGCUAAAUUUGCCAGUCUACCUUCAAUAUAUUCACCCAUACACACCCACACACUUUUGGCAAUUUCAAAUCAAUUAAUCUCAAUUAUUCCGAUCGCUCGAGUGAACAGAAUCGAGGCGAAAAUCAAAAGGUCUCCGUGCUUCAUUAAGUUUCCCCGAAAGUUAUGAUCGCAAUUGUUUGUUGUUCUUCAAAUAAAUUUCUGUGCUAAAUGAAAUAUUCCCUGCAUGGUCCAUAAAAAUCACAUAAACCAAACAAAUUUGGAGUGAAAAUGAUUGAAGCAUUUUUCGAUAAGAAGGCAAAUAAUUGUGUUCAAAAUAUGUAAAUUCUUUGGUGACAGAAUUCCAAGUAAAAAGUACCAUUGACGCAAACAUUAUGAGUAAUUUCUAAAACUUUAAUAAAACUUAAAAAGCGACCAGAUUAGCGAAUAAAAACCGGAAACGGCAGCAUUUGAAAUAUUAUAUUAUUUUUCUUAUUCAUGUUUAUGCGCAAAUUUUAUUUUCCAUUAGUUAACCACGUGAAAUAUUCCCAAAAAUGUCCAUAAAAAUCGCAUAAGCUAAACAAAUGUGGAAUAAACUAUUAUUAGCUUUUUUUUGUGGAUAAAACACCCAAGUGAAUGUGUACAAAAUAUGUGCGAUAAAUGUGCUGAAUAAAACAACGGAAGCCUUGUAAUCUGCGGAAUUUCUGUACAACGAUAAAAAAUAACAUGCCAAAAUGGAGCUGAUUAAGAAGUACAAACAGGGAAAGCUAAGCUCCAGCGAUAUUCGCCAUAUAAAUAAUACCGUAAUAUGUCUGAUGGUCCUCGUGGCAAUAUUCUCGAUUCUUUGGAGUGUUUCACUGCACAUGAUAUCGGGGGAUCUGAAUGAGGGAUUAGUUAGUGACAAAAUAGUAUUUCAAGAGCGCAAUAUGGAUCAACUGACUAACCACAGCAAGAUGAUCCUCAAUGAGGACCUCAUCAAAGCCACCCAAAACUCCUAUGGCCGAAAGUAUUCCGUACAGGAUGAUAAGGAUAUUAAGCCCGAUUCGCUACAAAGCGAGAGCCAAAACACAAAGCCAGUGUAUAAAUUAGAUCAUAUCUAUGAUUCCAUUGAGAACCGACCUAAGUUAGAGCAUCGCAGAGCUGAAAUGGAGGAGAUAAAAGUCACAAGCACGACUGCUGCUCCACCAAAAAUUACGUUCAAUGCUGAGGCAGAUCGUCACUUUUUGAGCACAAUGUCCAUUGAUACUAUUGCCACCAUUUGGGAUCAAGGCUUUGGAGCUCAGUUUGUCUAUGCCUUUCCCCUCAUAUCAGAGAUCGUUGCCGUCAUCUGGACAGCCAUGUGUCUGAUCUUCCAGACGGGCAGCAAAAAGAACUCAGUCCUGCCAAAACCCUGGCGCAUUGUGCUGCCCUCGAUCAUCAUUUUCUCGGUGAUGAGUUUGGGCAGCGUGAUCUACACGAUCCUAACGAAUGGUUAUCUCAAGCAUUUGUGCAGCCAACUGAGGGACAAACUCACGGAUCCCACUGCUAUCAGUUGUGGCGAUGCCAUCGCCCUUCUGCGUCCCACUGUCCAUGAUCACAGCGUAUCCCACGAUGCUUACUUGGAGCUCUUCCGCUGCAGCUACGUCAUUGGAAUGGUGCUGUGGAUCGUGGCUCUGUUGGUAAUGGUGCUGCGUUUCAUCUUCGCCGUGGAUUUCCAGCUGGUGGACAUUGACGAGAUGUUCGAUAACGAACGGUACGGAUCACCCCGGGUGCAAAUACAACCAGUUUACACGGAGGUAGUGCAGCAGAGCAGUCCGCAGCACCAGGGGCAGAUGCGUCCCCGAUCGGAGGAUGACUAUCAGAGUGCCAGGUCGCGUUUGAGCGAUCUUGCAGUGCCGCUUCUGGAGGGGCAGGGUCAGUCGCAGAUUCCGCCAACUAACUUGGCCUAAUCCCAAGGAUCCGACUGCAACGACAGGUGGUUCAGCAAUCUCAGGUUUAUUUUUAUACGAUGUGUUAGUGUUUAGUAGAUCGGAUCGAAGCCUAAGGAAUAUUAUAUGAACUAACCGCGAUUUAGCAUAAGUUUUAAAUCGAUAUUUAAUUGAUAUUUUUCACUGUCUUAGUUUAGGGAACUCGUGCCUCGAUAUCUUAUUA